GACAAUUUGGCUUUGAUGUCAUUGGAGAGGUCCGGUGAACGCUUGCAACUUGACUUACUUACGCUCGUUGAUUCGGAUGACCGGACACCAUGAAGGCACCCUUCCUCCCUGGUUAAAGUUUCUAGAUGAGACCUCGAAGGUCCUUACAGGAGUGACCGCUAUAACCAUCCUCUACACUCGCUCAGUUGGCAUCGCAUACUUUGGAGCAGGUGCCCUUGCAUGCACUCUCGGCGCCAAAGCCAUCAAGAAAGCGAUUAGGCAGCAGAGGCCCGUAGGCGGACAUAGAAAGAAAAUCAGUUAUGGCAUGCCGAGCACGCACGCAUCGGGCGCGACGUUCUACAUGACCUACGUGCCCCUCGCGUGCAUGUACCUCGAGGUGCACCGCUCCCUGCCGCUGUGGGCGGGCCUCGUCGCGCCGGCGGUGGUCGUGCCGUGGAUGGGCGCGAUCAUGUACUCGCGGGUGACGCUCGGCCACCAUACGUGGGCGCAGGUCGCGGGCGGCUUUGCGUGGGGUGUCUUGGCUGCUAGCGUGUGGUUUGUGCUGUGGUCUGGCGAUGCGGGUGGGGUGCAGACGUUGGGGGCUGCGUUGGAGGUGUGGGCUGGGAAGGUGCUUGCGGAGUGGGGCUGGUAGCUUGAGGUUGUCGCUUGUACUCUUGAUGUCCUUGUCGCUAGGAAAUCAUAAUAGACGUGUUUGUCGGCUCUGGAGUCG
Molecule: messenger RNA, 709 nt
Organism: Coniophora puteana RWD-64-598 SS2
Lineage: Eukaryota; Fungi; Basidiomycota; Agaricomycetes; Boletales; Coniophoraceae
Exons: 3
Coding region: 77-631 (184 amino acids)
Molecular function (GO): sphingosine-1-phosphate phosphatase activity
Source: RefSeq, a predicted model, not a curated record